AUGUUAGUAACUGAAUACAGAACAUUUAUUUCUCUUUCUUUUUUUUCUCCUUUUUCUCCUGUUAUUCUUCUUCUUCUUCACAAACUCGAUGCAUUGGACUUCAACAUAAUUUUACGUGACUCAACUUAUUACAGUGACAAGAUUUACAAUCACAAAAUUCAUUACAAUCUUUACAUACAAUCAAGUAUCUUAUCGUCGUUUUUACCGGUGAUCAAUCGUGAAGUAAUCGAGACUGAAUAUCAACCAAAAGUGAUCAGUAAAGCUCAAAAACCUUCGUGUUUAAUUGUGAUUCGAACAGCCGAUGGAGCGAUGGGAAAUCGAAUGUUUUUAUUCGCUAGUGCGUAUGGCUUGGCUCGUCUUCAUCAAUGCGAACUUUACGUUGCACCAUGGAUCUUAACCGAUCUUCGUUCAAUUUUUCUGGUUAAUUUAAAUCAGACGCCUGUUCAUUUGAUAACUCGAGAUUCGGUUGUCAAAGAACCGGGUUUAUUUGGUCGAUAUAGUUCAUGCACUUUAUUUGAUGAUCUUCUGAGAGUUCCAUUGAAAGAAAAUCUAACGCGAUAUGAAAUGAUUGGUUUCUACCAAGCAUAUGGCUAUUUUUUGAAGUAUCGACACGAAAUAUCGUAUUUAUUUCAAUUUAAUCAAGGAGCAAUUAGACCGAAUGUUCCACUAGUAGAACAGCUUCUUAAAGCUGUUUGGAAUAUUCCAAUGGAUUUAGGGAAUUACACAAAAGAUAAUGUUACUCAUCAAUAUUUGAAAUCUUUAUUGACACGUCCGUCUGCUCCAUUAGCGCCUGUAACGUGGAUUGGAAUGCAUGUCCGUCGAGGUGAUUUUUUAACAUUUUUCAAAAUUGAUACAAGCGUCGAUUAUUUAACUUUUUCAAUGAAUUACUAUCGUCGAAAAUACAUCAAUUGCCGAUUUUUAAUCGCCAGCGAUGAUAAGGAUUAUGUAAAAACCAAUCUCGGACAUAUUUCCGAUGUUUUUGUCACGCCGAAAUCAUUUUUCUCAGGCGAUGAUUUAGCUGCAUUAGCGCUCUGUGAACAUACGAUUGUUACAGGAGGCACGUAUGGUUGGUGGGCUGCUUGGUUGGCAGGUGGAAAUGUUAUUCAUGACUUGAAUUAUCCAGUUCCUUCUCAGAAUUGUAUACGCGAACAUUAUUUUCCACCGUGGUUUGUUUUUCCUCACGCGAAAUCGAACUCAACGAAAUCUCGUCGAUAA
Messenger RNA from Adineta ricciae, 1215 nucleotides. The record is from the annotation of a GenBank genome assembly. NCBI's taxonomy places the organism in Eukaryota, Metazoa, Rotifera, Eurotatoria, Adinetida, Adinetidae.